This is a messenger RNA of Danio aesculapii, 1618 nucleotides long. RefSeq names its product glutaminyl-peptide cyclotransferase-like a (gene qpctla). Gene Ontology annotation, molecular function: glutaminyl-peptide cyclotransferase activity; zinc ion binding. The transcript has 7 exons. The coding region runs from base 416 to 1591 and encodes 391 amino acids. The record is from RefSeq and is a predicted model, not a curated record. NCBI's taxonomy places the organism in Eukaryota, Metazoa, Chordata, Actinopteri, Cypriniformes, Danionidae.
GGAUGAAUAGAGGCAUGGCUCAUUUUCAUUUGUGCUCUCUAGAUGUCCAGAGAAGCCAAGAAAGUUCCUGAGAAUACUUCAGUGCGUUUAUAAAGCACGACUUUUUAAAAUGGGAAAUGUGUCGCUUAAAGUCAGAAAAGUAAUGCUUGUAGUCGAUUAAAGGUCGUUUCUGGUUCUUGUUUACGAGACUGUUCAAGAGGACCAGACACACCUCAGGCUGAGCAUUCAUGGAGAAUACUUUUAUGAAGUGUUACCCGUUGUGUUAGCCUCUGCAAUGCCGUUGGUGUUUUCUACUUCACGGUGACGUUAGCGUUGGCGGACAAAGUUGGCCGUGUGAAGUACUGACGUGUCCCCUGGCUGAGGCUGGACGGACACGCCUGUCGCAGUUUCUGCCCCGCAUCAACGCCUCGUCAAAAUGUCAAGAGCGGGACGACGGUUUAAAGCUUUGCAUGCCAAUAACGGGCAGGCGCUGGCCGGAUGCGAUCCCCGCAGGGGGAGGCGCGUGCGCGUGCUGCUGCUGUGCCUGUGCGGCGCCCUGUCGAUGGCUAUGAUUUUGGCGCUGUACCUUUCAGCAGAGCCCAGCGGAUCAUCACAGCACCAUCCUGAAGAUCUCAUCAAGGACAGGCUCUCUCAUAAGCCAAAUAAAUACUCUGUGGCACAAGCCAAGAAGCUGGCAGGACAGGUGGAUGGGCAUCGGCUAUGGGAGACUCACUUGCGGCCCCUGCUAAUUGAACGAGUGCCCGGGACAACAGGCAGUCAGAUCAUACGGCAGCAUAUCUUGUCUCAGCUGCGUUCGCUGUCAGCUGGAUGGACGCUGGAAGAGAAUGACUUUGUUUCAUCCACCCCUAAGGGUGAUGUGACCUUCACCAAUCUGCUGGCAGUUCUGGACCCCUCGGCUCCUCGCAGGCUUCUCUUAGCAUGUCACCAUGACUCCAAAAUCAUACCAGGAGACCCCAAGAACUCCAAGCGGGUGUUUGUGGGUGCCAGUGAUUCAGCUGUACCCUGUGCCAUGAUCUUAGAGCUGGCCUCCGCUCUGGACAAACAGCUUAAAGCUCUCAAACAGCAGAGGUCUGCGGUGACGCUGCAGCUGGUGUUUUUUGAUGGAGAGGAGGCUUUUGAUGAAUGGACGGACACAGAUUCUCUCUAUGGCUCCCGUCAUCUGGCUGAACUGAUGUCUCGUACUCCUCACCCUGCUGGAUCCAGCAAAAGUUCUCUUUUACAGGCAGUGGACCUGUUAGUUCUUUUGGACCUGCUUGGUGGUCCAGAACCACUGAUUGUCAAUCAUUUUGAUAAUACAGUAAGAUGGUUUGACCGACUGAUCGCUGCAGAGAAGAGACUCCACAAACAGGGCUUGCUGACAUCUCAUCCAUCAGAACAGAGUUACUUCAGGAAGGAUUUUUAUCUUGGUCCAGUACAGGAUGACCACAUUCCAUUCUUAAACAGAGGUGUCCCCGUGCUGCACUUGAUCCCCACACCGUUCCCUGUGUUCUGGCACACGCUGGAUGAUGUAGAGGAGAGGAUGCACAGGCCCACAGUGGAAAACCUCACUAGAAUUCUGGCCAUCUUUGUGGCUGAGUACCUGAGCCUCUAAACAUGCUGUAAUGAUCAUUCUACAGAA